UCCCUGGGGUGUGCGGGGCCAGGCAGUCACUGGGCAGGGCAGGGACUGCCCCAGGGAGAGGCCCCAGCUUGGGGUCCAGACCCCUUCAGUGCCCAGGGAAACCCACUCCCACUGAUGGUAGCUAGUCUGUCACAAGUCUGGAAGAUGGCCUGACUGGUCCUCUGCCUAUCAACACCCUGUUCUGCCAUUGCCCCACGGGUAGAUGGGUCAAGGUCCCCACAGGGACCCAAUUAGGUGCCCAGAAAUUGAGAAAGCAGAGAAGGGGGCAGAGAAUGCACUUAUCUUCAGAAAUAUAUAGCUGAGUUCCUUUCUCAGGGGCCACUGGGGAAAAUCAGGUUCCCCUGGUAACCACGUGGUUCGAGUGGGCUCACCCUGAGGCCUAGGCUGAGGGGGGGUGGUUAGGGCCUAGCCUGAGACACAGAAUCGCUCCUCCCUCCACUCAGCUCCUCUGGCCCUGGAGUCUCAUUUUCCUACCCGGGAUGGGGAGGAACUGGGGACCACACCCAGGCCUAAUGUCUGUGAUGUGGGUGGGGCCUGGGAAGGGAGUGUGGGUGUCUCUUCUGGAGCCAGGGCCUUGGCCACUUCCUGACGCUGUAGGCUACCACUGCUUGGCGGAGGGUUGGCUCCGGAAAGGCUUCUCCCUGCUAGCGAGGCCCGGGCUCCUUUGUUCCUCCCCAGCCUUCUCACACAGGCAGCCUCCUGAGCCUCUGUGAGUCUGCUGUUCCGUAGAGAGCACCAGGCUGCCGCAGGUGACAGAAUGGCACAGCUUUGCCUAGCCUGCGGGUGGCCUCUGGCCCGCACUCCUUGCUAGCCCCACUGCCUUUUACCUCCUCUCUUGCCUCUGCCCCAGCCACCUGUCACUAUGGCAGCCCUGAUUGCGGAGAACUUCCGCUUCCUGUCGCUCUUCUUCAAGAGCAAGGAUGUGAUGAUUUUCAACGGCUUGGUGGCACUGGGUACCGUAGGCAGCCAGGAGCUGUUCUCCGUGGUGGCCUUCCACUGCCCCUGCUCACCAGCACGGAACUACCUAUACGGGCUGACGGCCAUUGGAGUGCCUGCCCUAGCGCUCUUCCUCAUCGGCAUCAUCCUCAACAACCACACCUGGAACCUGGUUACUGAGUGCCAGUACCGCAGGACCAAGAACUGCUCGGCUGCCCCCAACUUCCUGCUUCUAAGCUCCAUCCUGGGCCGCGCGGCCGUGGCCCCUAUCACCUGGUCCGUCAUCUCUCUUCUGCGUGGAGAGGCCUAUGUCUGUGCUCUCAGUGAGUUCGUGGACCCCUCUUCUCUUACGGCCGGGCCAGAGAACUUCCCUCGAACUCAUGCCUUGGAGAUCCUGGCCAGGUUCCCUUGCGGCGAGGGCCCAGCCAACCUGUCGGACUUCCGGGAAGAGGUUAGCCGCAGACUCAAGUAUGAGUCCCAGCUCUUCGGGUGGCUGCUCAUUGGCGUGGUGGCCAUCCUGGUGUUCCUGACCAAGUGCCUCAAGCACUGCUGCUCGCCGCUGAGCUACCGCCAGGAGGCCUACUGGGCGCAGUACCGGGCCAACGAGGACCAGCUCUUCCAGCGCACGGCCGAGGUGCACUCCAGGGUGCUGGCUGCCAGCAACGUGCGCCGCUUCUUCGGCUUUGUAGCUCUUGACAAGGAUGAUGAGGAGCUGGUUGCCAAGUUCGCGGUGGAGGGCACACAGCCGCGGCCGCAGUGGAAUGCCAUCACUGGGGUCUACCUGUACCGCGAGAACCAGGGCCUCCCGCUCUAUAGCCGCCUGCACAAGUGGGCGCAGGGUCUGGCAGGCAACGGCAGGGCCCCCGACGGCGUGGAGAUGGCCUUGUUCAGCUCCUGAGGGCCCCAGGGUCCUGCUCUCCACACACACAACCACCUGGGCCAAGCUGAAGCAUAGCAGCUUGAACAGAAGCCUCCUGCCCCUGGUUUUUGGACAGACAGGGUGAAGGGACAUGGUGUAGUCUGGGGUACAGAGUUCCAGUGGGAGACGUCAGCUCUGCAGGGGACCCUCAGAUCCAAAAACCCCUCCCCAGAUCCUGUCGCCACCAGCCUGCUUGGUUCAUUGGUUCACAGCCUUUGGGAAAACCCUCCCAGAACUGGUCCUCUCUAGCAGUGCACCACAAUGAACUGUUGGUGGAUUGCGAGCUGAGAAGCCCCCAGCCUGGAGAGCCGCUGAUGCAGUUAACUUGUGUCUAACUGCAGGGCACAGGGCUUGGCGCACUGCUGGAAUGCUGCCUUCACGGUAGGCCUUUGGCCUGAUUUUAUAUAUUUAAGUUUUCAUAAAGCUUUUCAUACCACAGCAGACUAGCCUAGCGUCUGGUGACCAAAGGAGCAUGGCCACACCCCACGGGAGGGCACAGAGCUAAACUGGGCCACACGGUGAUGGUGAUGCUGAUGCUGGGAACCCCUGGGGUGAGAUCUCUAGGCACCAGGAUUUGGUGAUACGAUCAGGGUCAGAGGCAGCUGGCCUCCCUUGGAGGCAUUUACUAGGCUGUGGCAUGAGGCAGAUCCUGCCUGCAGGAUGGAACUAGCCCUGCCCAGCACAGGGACCCGCCAGCCCUGCCCCCACCU
Octodon degus (degu) is the source of this 2565-nucleotide messenger RNA. It is a transcript of the gene Calhm2, whose product is annotated as calcium homeostasis modulator family member 2. The record is from RefSeq and is a predicted model, not a curated record. Lineage: Eukaryota; Metazoa; Chordata; Mammalia; Rodentia; Octodontidae. Gene Ontology annotation, molecular function: monoatomic cation channel activity. The transcript is spliced from 3 exons. Bases 863 to 1834 code for a protein of 323 amino acids.